Molecule: messenger RNA, 1545 nt
Organism: Amblyraja radiata (thorny skate)
Lineage: Eukaryota; Metazoa; Chordata; Chondrichthyes; Rajiformes; Rajidae
Product: protein shisa-like-1
Exons: 4
Coding region: 931-1545 (204 amino acids)
Source: RefSeq, a predicted model, not a curated record
AGGGAGUGAGAGGGAAAGAGGGAGAGAGGGGAGAGAGAGGGAGAGCGAGGAGGGGGAGGGUGGGGAGAAAAGCUGUAAGCAAAGCUGAACUGAUCAGGCAGCGCCAGCCAGCAGACUCUUUGAAAUCUUAGCAGCUGCAUGAGGAAUCUUUUGUGACUUCACCUCACAUUCCCAGCCAGCUCUGGGUGCAUUUAUGCUACUGCCUGCAGGUUUUGGAUGUCUUUCAUUUGAAUGUAUUUAUCUGAAGGAAAGAGCUGCUCUCAGUGAAGAGUAACAUAAGCAGACGAGACGACGAAGAGAGAGGAACACUCACUCACACACUCACACUCACACACACACACACACACUCACACAGCCAAGAAGAUCAGAGUCAGGUGUGUCGCUGCUGUGAAGUGUCAGAUUGCCCGGCAAGGGGGGGAAAGCUAGACUUCAACACAACUGCACUUUUUUGGACGAGAAAAAAAAAAAACAGAGCGGGCUGUUUGUUGAGCUUUUGAAACGUGGGAAACCCGGAAUCCAGAACAAACGGUGGAGCUGCCUGCUCUAUCUAGUCUGAGCUGUGAUCACAGCGUUCCUGCCAGCACUGCUCUGAUGUAUGUCAGCUUUGCAACAGCUAACACCACCAACUCACGGUGACGGCUGAGCCCAUCGUUAAGGGCUGCCCCGUCUGAUUCCGCUCUGUCUUUCAUCUGGACGUGGACCAGAAUGGAUUAAGAAAAUCAUCGGGAAGAUUUUUUUUUUUUUAAAAGAAGCACAAUUGACAGAUUUCCUGAGACAGGAACCAAGCUGCAGCCUCGACGCCCAACAACUUAAUGCUAACAGUGUCCCUCGGUGAUGUACAGGACAACCAGCCGGGGAGGCAGUCGGCCAUCUUGACAAACUUUGUUGAAGAGACGUCUCUCUAACAGUCAGAUGAAAGCAACCUGAAAAAUGAUCAGCUUUUGCCCGCAGUCCAUUACCGUGGCAACAGUUGUCUUCCUGUUGCUAACAUCAGCAGUGACCUCGGCGCAUUUCCGCGUUUGUGAGCCUUAUGCGGAUGUCAAGGGGCGCUAUCACUUUGGCUUCCACUGCCCACGCCUGUCGGACGGCAAGAGCUACAUGUUAUGUUGUCACCAUAACAGCUCGACCUUCAAGUACUGCUGCAACGAGACCGAGUUUCAAGCAGUCAUGCAGAUGAACCUGACGGACCAGGCCGAGGGAUACAUGCAUAAUAACUACAGUGCACUGGUUGGAGUGUGGAUCUAUGGCUUUUUUGUCCUGGUUCUGCUUGUAUUGGACCUUCUCUACUACUCUGCCAUGAACUAUGAGAUCUGUAAGUUCUACUUGUCGAAGUGGGGAAUCCGGGGCAGCUGGCUGAACCAGGAUGAGGGUCAGUGGAGCGAUUCGAGUCAAGGGCAGGCCCAGGCCCAGGCUUCAGCCCAGGCCCAGGCUUCAGCCCAGCCCCAGGCCCAGGCCCAAGCCCAGACAUCACAGACUAUGCAGACAUUGAAGACUGACGCUCAGACCCCAGCACUGAUGUCUUUUCAAACUUCAACUGCUUGGUGA